AGCACCUUGACUACUGUGUGACGAAUGAAAAAGGCUACGUACAUUAGACGUGCGAAAUAUAUUUUCUAAUUGUGGACUUGUUUAAAGAUUAUGGACUCUUCCGGUUGUUCAAAGUGGAAAGCGGGAGGAAGUUAAGUUGUUCGGAAUGAGAGCAUUGUACUGCUAUAUCGUAGGUCAACAAUUUUAUAUGCAUUUGAUAACAUAUACGAUUCAUUUUGACAUCAUCAAACAAUUGUCGUAGUAUCGCUGUUAUGCAGAGGAUGGACGCAACUACGUGUCUGAAGUCACUGUUGCUGGCCAUCAGUCAGUACAGAAACAGCAGAUCGGCGACCAAUGCUUCACAGCUCAAGACACAGAUCGACGACUUGUCUGGUGUGAAGUGUGGCAGGUUGCUGGUGUCUGGCCAGGUUCUGCCCAGUGAGUGCCUGAGUGGAUUGGUGGAGCUGGUGGGGGACCCCAACACCUGCCCUGCCCUCACUGGAACCAUCAUCUCUCUGCUGGCCCAGCUUGCAGCUGCUGACAAUGAGAGGAGAGAAGCCCUCCACAGCAGAUAUAACCUCACUGGCACUUUGGCCUCUGUUAUCCACUGCAACAGUGCCACCCCCAGGGAGCCUGUUGUACUGCAGUGCCUGCAGGUCUUACAGAAGCUCACCUACAGCAUGAGGAUACCCCACUGUACCCCUUACAUGGAUGAGCUCAUAGCCUUCCUCAUACAGCAUGUCCAGUCUCCCAAUGAAGACAUCACAAUGCCCUGCCUGGGUGUGCUGGCAAACCUGUGUCGGAGUAAUCUGUUUGUGCAGACCCACGUCAAGUCUUUGAGCCAUGUUAAAGCUUUCUACAGGACGCUCAUUAACUUUCUGGCUCAUAGCAGCCUGACAGUGGUGGUGUUUGCGCUGUCCAUAUUGGCCAGCCUCACCCUGAAUGAAGGAGUUGGGGAAAAGCUGUUUCAUGCAAAGAACAUACACCAGACCUUCCAGCUCAUAUUCAACAUCAUUGUCAAUGGUGAUGGAACUUUGACCUGCAAGUAUGCUGUGGAUCUCCUAGUGGAUCUGCUGAAGAAUCCCAAGAUCGCAGAUUACCUCACCAGGUACGAACACUUCUCGCUCUGUCUGUCCCAGGUGCUUGGCCUGCUGCAGGGCAAGGACCCAGACUCUGCCGCCAUGGUUUUGGAGCUGCUGGUGGCUCUGUGCUCAGUGCCAGGCCUGCGCAGGCAGCUGUGCCAGACGGUGUUGCGUGCCCAAGGCCCCCGUCUGCAGGCUUUGGCCAAGAAGGAGGGGCGGGGGCAGUGGGUGGAGCCAGACCCCGGGCUGGCAUUGCUGCAGUGGGCCAGCCUGCCCUUGGAUGGACCCGAGGCCUGCUACCUGCAGGCUCUGUCGCUGUUUGCAGAGCUGUUUGAGGAGGUGACUGUCUCUGUCCCAUCUGGGUCAGCUCAAGCCUUCCUGGAUCUCCUGCUGCCGGUGCUGCUUGGCCUGCUUCAGGGUCCGAGCAUACCACUCAGUGAACUGCAGCUGAAGAAACAUUGUGUUAGGGCUGCCCGUGUGAUGGACCUGCUGCUUGUGCUCAGCUCAGAUGAUGCGAUGAAGAUGCAGGUGUCCCAGCAGCUCAGUUCCCAGCUCUGCGUGUUGCAGGUGGAACUCCUGCUCUCCAGCAGCCAUAUGGACAUGGGCUUCAGCUGCCCAGCCACCAGCUCUGACCUCAGCCAGGUGGGUGCAGAGGUGAUCCUGAAAGUACUGCAGCUGAUGAGCCGGUUAAAACAGCUGGUCCGGGACAUGGAGACCAGCUUCUACAGGAUUUUGCAGGACCAGCGGAUGGUGACACCCCUGUCCCUGGCCCUGGCAUCAGACCACAGGGAACAUGUGCAAACUGCACUGCGGAUCCUACUGGAAGCUGCACCCCUCCCUGAUUUCCCUGCCGUCAUCCUGGGAGAAUGUAUUGCCGCCAACAACGCAUACCGACAUCGGGAGAUGGAGCUGUCCAUGCAGUCCCCACCCAAUUUAGGGAGGAGCUUAGCCCCCCUGACUGCUCACCCUCCCACCUCCUCACAGAGCAUACACAACCUCAUCGAGAAGCUUCAGAGCAGCAUGGAGUUACAGGAACAGGUGAAGGACGUGCGAGUGUCUGAGAUCAUGGAUGUGUACGAGCAGAAGAUCUGUGCCCUGGCGUCUAAGGAGGGCCGUCUGCAGGACCUGCUGGAGGCCAAAGCUCUGGCGCUGUCUCAGGCUGACCGACUCAUUGCCCAGUACCGCUGCCAGAGAGCACAGGCUGAGGCCGAGGCGCGGAAGCUGGCAUCACUGCUGAAGGAGGCGGAGAGGAGGAAGGAAGAGCUGCAGGGGGAGCUAAGCACUCAGAUGCUGGAGGCGGAGCGAGCCAAGGCUGACAUCCAGCAGCUGCUGCAGCACAACACCCGUCUGCAGGCUGAAUCCCAGGAGCACCAGAGUCUAAAGGGCUCCUACAAUGAGCUUCUGCACAGGUAUAAUGAGUGUGAGAGGAUGCUGAAGGAGCUGCAGGCUGCCCACAUCUCCCUGAACAAACAGACCGAUACUCUGAGGAAGCAGAACGAGAGUCUAAAAGUACAUCAGGACAGACUUCUUACCCAGCUGGCAGAACAGGAAGAGCAGAUCAAAGGCCUGGAUUCAGGCCUUCAGGAGAGAAGGGCAGAGAUCUUGGACCUGCAGCAGGAGCUUAAACGGCAGGAUGAACACUCCAGGGAGAGGGAGACGGAGAGGAAAGACAUGGAGGACACCAUCGACAUGCUGAGGAAGGACCUCAGCAAGACUGAGCUGGCCAAGAAAGAUGCCAGCAUCAAGGCCUCUUCCCUGGAGCUGCAGAAGUCGCAGCUGGAGGCCAAGCUGCAGAAGAAGGAAGAGGAGCUGAGUAAACACACUCAGAUGAUUGCUAUGAUCCACAGCUUGAGCAGUGGCAAGCUGAAGAAUGAAACCGUCAACCUGUCCCUGUAACACGCACACGCAUACGCAUGUACAUAUGCAGACGCAUGCUCAUACGAUCAGCUUGUCCCAAUGAGUAACCCCACAAAACAUAACACACAGUCAAGCUAUCCUGGUGUAGGUGCACAUAGUGUUUUUGUCAUGAGCAAACUUGUUUGCAAAACAUUUUUAGAAAUAGUUUUUACAAGCAAAAAGCUACUUUUAUAUAAAAUUAAUUAAAUUAUUGUAGCAUCCUUUCUUUCAGCAAGAUGGUUGAAUAGUUAAAAAUACUUGGCAUUGUGAAAGCAUUGCCUGUGGUGAUAUGCAGAUUUUAAAUGUUCAUGAUUAUUAUAUGACAGAUAUUUAAAAAAAAGAAUUAUAUAUAAUCUGAAUUCACUUCAAUAUCUGUGCGCUUUAUAUUUUUUAUUUUUGUUGUUUCCUUUAAUAAAUGAUUUGGCUUAGAAUUGA
Anguilla anguilla (European eel) is the source of this 3392-nucleotide messenger RNA. It is a transcript of the gene cip2a, whose product is annotated as cellular inhibitor of PP2A. The transcript is spliced from 23 exons. The record is from RefSeq and is a predicted model, not a curated record. Bases 252 to 2957 code for a protein of 901 amino acids. NCBI's taxonomy places the organism in Eukaryota, Metazoa, Chordata, Actinopteri, Anguilliformes, Anguillidae.